Messenger RNA from Brienomyrus brachyistius, 1685 nucleotides. Its product is annotated as tyrosine-protein kinase SRK2-like. The coding region runs from base 63 to 1505 and encodes 480 amino acids. The record is from RefSeq and is a predicted model, not a curated record. Gene Ontology annotation, biological process: protein phosphorylation; innate immune response; cell surface receptor protein tyrosine kinase signaling pathway. NCBI's taxonomy places the organism in Eukaryota, Metazoa, Chordata, Actinopteri, Osteoglossiformes, Mormyridae. The transcript is spliced from 9 exons. Gene Ontology annotation, cellular component: extrinsic component of cytoplasmic side of plasma membrane. Gene Ontology annotation, molecular function: signaling receptor binding; non-membrane spanning protein tyrosine kinase activity; ATP binding.
GCUGAGCGGUCCAUCUUAACCUCAUUUCUCACCUGAGGUGAUCACAGUUCGUGUGAACAGCCAUGGGGAACACAUGGGGAAAAUCGCUGAAUAACGCUUGGACUUCUCAUAAGAAAAAUGGGCCCUUCAUGUCAUCAUACCGCUACAUCCCACCUACAAUGGAAGACUGGAGGCUACAGAAAGGUGAUCUGCUGGAAGUGAUCGGAGAGACGCAGCAGUGGUUUUAUGUCAGGAAGCUGUCUCUGAGGAGCAGUAAGAGCAGGCGUCAUAGAGAGAAAAGAGGCUAUAUUCCUGCGGAGUUCAUGAAGCGGGUGACCAGUUUGGAGGCUCAGCCAUGGUACUUCGGAAAUGUUACUAAACGCCUGCGAGCCAAACGACAUCUGCUAAAAAAAGAAAACAGCGACGGAGCCUUUCUCGUCUGGAAGUGUACCGCGGAAAAUCAGUAUUAUUUAUCAGUAAGAUGUGGCGAAAAUGUGAAGCACUACAAAAUUAAAGAAGUCAAUGGAUCAUUCUUCCUCGUGUCAAGCAAGACAUUUCCGACCAUCUGUGCAUUGGUUGAAUCGUACUCCAGGGACCCAGGGGUACUUUGUCGCAAGCUUAACAAGUCUUGCCUGACAGUAAAGAAGCAGCCUUCUUCUGUGGGGCGUAAAGAUAAGGACUGGGAGGUGGACAGAGGAUCUUUUGUGAAAGUGGAAAAAAUGGGGAGUGGGGAGUUUGGAGAAGUGUGGCAAGGUGUAUGGAACAGCACAGUGGAGGUGGCUAUAAAGGAGUUCAAAGCGAAGAGCCCAGAUAACCUGAACGAAAUUGAAAUCAUGAAGCAGUUGCACCAUGAACGGCUCCUCAAGCUCUAUGCAGUCUGUACCAGGGACGAGCCGGUCUGCUUAAUCACUGAGUUCAUGAAGAACGGCACCCUGCACCAAUAUCUCAGAGAGCAUAAUGAAAUGAAAGACAUAGAAUUCCCCAGAAUGGUGAACUUUGCUAUUCAGAUUGCAGAAGGAAUGGCUUUCCUAGAGGCUAAGAAAAUUGUGCAUCGAGAUUUACGGGCAGAAAAUGUCCUACUGGAUGAUUCCGGGUGCUGUAAGAUUGGAGAUUUUGGCCUGGCACAGAGCACAAGUUCAGGAGAACAGGAAAUUUUAAUGAGUACAAAGCUUCCUGUGAAAUGGAUGGCCCCAGAAAUUUUUACAAGAAGCAAAUACACAAUAAAGUGUGACGUGUGGUCAUUUGGAAUCGUAUUACAUGAAAUUGUCACCUUUGGAGAGGAACCAUACUUAGGUCAAAGUAAAGCAUUUUGUGUGAAGGGAGUACAGAAAGGAUACCGAAUGCCCAAAGCACCCAACUGCUCCCAGUUCCUAUAUGAUGUAAUGCUUCUUUGCUGGAGGUCGAACAGCGAGGAACGGCCAGGAUUCGUCGAGCUACAGGAUAAGCUGAAGGCUGCAAUUCAAGAACCUGCAUCGGAGGAAAAAGAGAUAAAUACAGAAGAGAAGGACUGCACAACUUCACUGUGAAGUCUGGGAAUCUGUUAAAUAUGUUAACAGGUGUGGAAAUGAAGAAUUUUUGCCACUAACCAACUAGGCUACUUCAGUUAAAUAUGUAGUCUGACAGGCCAUGUUUUUACUAGCCAGCGGAAAACGUUUUUGCACUCCUCCUUUGUCUAACUUACUUGCUUCAAGUAAGUAAGUGACCUU